AUGAGCUCCAUGAUUCAGCCUGACGAGGUCCGAGUCGACCAUGACGCGGCGGCAGCGACUCGGAAACAGGCCAAUGCCACUGUCGCUCGAUCGAAUGUCGACAAUCUUCGAGAUGACCCUGAAGCUAGGGCAGCGUUCUUGUCAACGUUCUCAGCCGACGAAGAGCGCAGCGUUUUGAACAAGAUCGACAAGAGGUUCUUGAUUAUUAUUGGUUUCAUGUACAUGAUCAAACAGAUUGACCAAAGCAACGCGGCAAAUGUUCGUGUUCUUCAGGUUGGCGAAUCUCGAAACAUCAUGAAGGAGCUUAGUAUGACUUCUGACCAAUACAACUGGGUUGGGUCCAUCUACGGUAUUGCAUAUAUCGUGUUUGAAGCGCCAAGCAAUCUUCUUCUCAAGCGCAUGAGUCCGCAUCUGUGGCAAUCUCGCAUCUUCCUUACGUGGGGAAUCAUUACCGCAUGCCAUGCCGCGGCACAGAAUCGGCACCAGCUUUAUGCGAUGCGCUUCUUACUAGGAAUGUUCGAGGCGGGCAUGUUUCCAGGAGUCAUGGCCCAGCUAUCCAGCUGGUACCGCACCGAUGAAAUCGGCAAGCCCGUGACUUGGUUCUUCGCGACCUCGAACCUUGCAGGCAUCAUCGGGUCUCUGCUCUGUUAUGGCAUCAGCUACAUGAACGGCAUCGGUGGUCUCAGCGCCUGGAGAUGGGUAUAUCUACUCGAAGGGCUAGCGACGAUCGUUUUCUCAGGCGCUGUGUUCUGGUACUUACCCGAUUACCCAAAGUCUCCCCGAAGCGACCGAUGGUUUACCAAACGCGAGCAAGAGUUCAUCGAGGCUCGACUGCCAGAGAACGCACCGCUCACCAACGAUCCAGACUUCUCCAAAAAGGAGAUCUUUGCGGUGCUGAAGACCCCACUCAUUUGGUCUUUCAUGUUAUCACAAACUUUGAUCAACAUUGGCGGAUAUGCGCUGACGUGGUAUUUGCCGACGAUUGUCACCAACCUGGGGUUCGUGGGUCUGCCGAAGAACCAGUUGCUCAACAUUCCACCAGCUGCAGCUGCCAUCCUUGGUCUCAUUUUCUCAGCCUGGUUCAUGUCGAAGGCCUACAUCGUCCGACCCGCACUUAUCAUGAUCAUCAUGUCAGGCAUGGUUGUAUGCUUCGUCCUCUUCUUCACAAUUACCAACCGUUACGGAAUCUACAUAAGCUGCAUCCUCGGCACGCUCUUCUAUCAGUCAUACUUCAUUCCUUUCUGGGCAUGGAGAUCAGCCACACUGUCCGGGUCAACAGGCACCGCGUUCACUUUGGGGUUGCAGUCGGGCAUUGCACAGCUUGGUGGUGUCAUCGGCCCGCAGCUAUUCCAAUCCAGGUUUGCAUACAACGGGUACAAGACAAGCUUUGCGAUCGCGGCCGCGACGACAAUCGCGUCUUUUGUGGGUAAUUUGUGGACCUGGUGGUUGACCCGAAACACUGAGUACGAUGUGAUGAGGGUAAGAAGAAAGAUAUUGAAGGCUAGAAAGCUUGGAAGGGUCAACUUCGACGAUGAUAUACGUGUCUUUGAGGAAAGGCGAUUUUAUGAUGGGAUUAAGCGCAACGGCAGAGAUGAAAGCGAAGCAAGCUCGCAGGCAUGA
Molecule: messenger RNA, 1620 nt
Organism: Colletotrichum siamense
Lineage: Eukaryota; Fungi; Ascomycota; Sordariomycetes; Glomerellales; Glomerellaceae
Gene: prlL-5
Product: MFS transporter prlL
Exons: 5
Coding region: 1-1620 (539 amino acids)
Biological process (GO): transmembrane transport
Cellular component (GO): membrane
Molecular function (GO): transmembrane transporter activity
Source: RefSeq, a predicted model, not a curated record